CGCGGUGCAGCCCGCGCGGGACGCCGAGUGCUGAGGAGCGGCCGCGGUUUGAGGCGCUGGCCGUAGCGGGGUCGCCGCGGGGCUGGGGCGCCGGACGCCGCGGCCGUAGGGCCGAGGGGCCGACGUGCGGGACUGCGGGCUGCUACCGGGACGCCGGCUCACUGAGGCAUGAGGCGGAGGUGUGCCAACUAGGAAUUGGACGGCUGAGCGCGUGGCAGUCAGGAUCCAAUCUCUGUCUGACUCCUAAGCCUGUGCUCGGAAGCCUUCUGGUGUCUGUGCCUCCUGAGAUCCUGCAUGGUUGUUCCCCUAAGGAAUUUUCCGUUGGGAAACAGAAACAAUGGCAAACAGUACUGCUUGGAUAUGAAUAACCCUAUGAUGACUCACAGGGUUGUUUCAGGAUGAAGAUCUAGCAGAUAUUAACGUGACGGCGUCAGGUGGAUCGACAGCCCCCCACCGCCCCAUUUGUCAGGGGCCUGAGAGUGGGGAGACAUGGAGGAGCGUAAGAACGAGGCGACGAAUCGGGCUCACAUCCUCUUUGACCGGUUCGUGCAGGCCACCACUUGCAAGGGGACACUCAAGGCCUUCCAAGAGCUCUGUGACCACCUGGAGCUGAAGCCUAAGGACCACCGCUCCUUUUACCAUAAGCUCAAGUCCAAGCUCAACUACUGGAGAGCCAAGGCCCUCUGGGCAAAGCUGGACAAGCGGGGCAGCCACAAAGACUACAAGAAGGGAAAGGCGUGCACUAACACUAAGUGUCUCAUCAUUGGAGCUGGCCCCUGCGGUCUCCGCACAGCCAUCGAUUUAUCCUUAUUGGGAGCUAAGGUGGUCGUGAUUGAGAAACGAGAUGCCUUCUCCCGCAACAAUGUCUUGCAUCUCUGGCCAUUCACCAUACACGAUCUGCGAGGCCUGGGUGCCAAGAAGUUCUACGGCAAGUUCUGUGCUGGAGCCAUCGACCACAUCAGUAUCCGUCAGCUUCAACUAAUACUUUUGAAAGUAGCAUUGAUCCUAGGCAUUGAAAUCCAUGUCAAUGUGGAAUUCCAAGGACUCGUGGAGCCUCCUGAGGAUCAAGAAAAUGAACGGAUAGGUUGGCGGGCCCUGGUGCACCCCAAAACCCAUCCUGUAUCAGAAUAUGAGUUUGAAGUGAUCAUUGGAGGGGAUGGCCGCAGGAACACCUUGGAAGGAUUUCGUCGGAAAGAAUUCCGUGGAAAACUGGCCAUUGCCAUUACAGCAAAUUUUAUUAACCGAAACACAACAGCAGAAGCCAAAGUGGAAGAGAUCAGCGGUGUGGCUUUUAUAUUCAACCAGAAAUUUUUCCAGGAACUGAGGGAAGCCACAGGGAUCGAUUUGGAGAACAUCGUCUACUACAAAGAUGACACACACUAUUUUGUUAUGACAGCCAAAAAGCAGAGUUUACUGGACAAAGGGGUGAUACUGCACGACUACGCCGACACGGAGCUCCUGCUGUCCCGGGAGAAUGUGGACCAGGAGGCCCUGCUGAGCUAUGCCCGGGAGGCGGCCGACUUCUCCACCCAGCAGCAGCUGCCCUCCCUGGACUUCGCCAUCAACCACUACGGGCAGCCCGACGUGGCCAUGUUCGACUUCACGUGCAUGUACGCCUCCGAGAAUGCGGCCCUGGUGCGGGAGCACAGUGGCCACCAGCUGCUGGUGGCCCUGGUGGGGGACAGCCUUCUGGAGCCUUUUUGGCCAAUGGGAACAGGAAUAGCCCGGGGCUUUCUAGCUGCUAUGGACUCGGCCUGGAUGGUGCGCAGUUGGUCUCUGGGAAGGAGCCCCUUGGAAGUCCUGGCAGAGAGGGAAAGCAUUUAUAGGUUGCUGCCUCAGACCACCCCCGAGAAUGUGAGCAAGAACUUCAGCCAGUACAGCAUAGACCCCGUCACCAGAUACCCCAACAUGAACGUCAACUUCCUCCGGCCAAGCCAGGUGCGCCAUCUGUACGAUACUGGAGAAACAAAAGAUAUUCAUCUGGAGAUGGAGAACCUCGUGAAUUCCCGAACUACCCCAAAAUUGGCCCGCAAUGAGUCUGUGGCUCGUUCCAGCAAACUGCUGGGUUGGUGCCAGCGGCAGACAGAUGGCUACGCUGGGGUGAACGUGACGGACCUCACCAUGUCGUGGAAGAGCGGCCUGGCCCUGUGUGCCAUCAUCCACAGAUACCGCCCUGAUCUGAUAGAUUUUGAUUCUUUGGAUGAGCAAAAUGUGGAGAAGAAUAACCAGCUGGCCUUUGAUAUUGCUGAGAAGGAGCUGGGCAUCUCUCCCAUCAUGACAGGCAGAGAGAUGGCCUCGGUGGGGGAGCCGGACAAGCUGUCCAUGGUGAUGUACCUGACCCAGUUCUACGAGAUGUUCAGGGACUCGCUCCCCUCCCGAGACGCCUUGGACCUGAAUGCUGAGGAGAGGGCCGUCCUGGUAGCCAGCACUAAAUCCCCCAUCUCCUUCCUGAGCAAGUUGGGGCAGACCAUUUCUCGGAAGCGCUCUCCCAAGGACAAAAAGGAAAAGGACUUGGACGGUGCUGGGAAGAGGAGAAAGACCAGCCAGUCGGAAGAGGAGGACGCGCCCCGGGGCUACAGAGGAGGAAGACCUACGCUGGUGAGCACCCUGAGCGACCGGAGGGUGGAUGUGGCCCUUGGCAACCAGAACAAGGUGAAGUACAUGGCCACCCAGCUACUGGCCAAGUUUGAGGAGAACGCGCCUGCGCAGUCCACAGGCGUGAGGAGACAGCCGACACAAGAGCGUGGGCUCAGCCAGCCGUCCUGCUGCCUGCCUGAGCAGGGUCGUCCUGCUCCCGCCCCCCAGUGGAAACAGCGACAGGAAAAGGAGCAUUCUCGGACCUGCCCCAAAAAAGUGAUCACACUCUCUCCUCCCCCUACUCCGCCUCCCUGUCGGGCACGUGGCGACCAGCAGACGUACAGCGAUCUUGAUGCUGACAGCCGUGGCAAGCAGAGUCCCCACCACGAGAGGCCAGAGCCUGAGCCUUCCCGUCGAUUUUUUGUCGACCAGUGGGAGCUUUCUCUAAGCCUCCGCUCCGCCAGCCGCCCUGCCUCUCCCUCCUCUGACUUCCUCCGACAGAAGUAUAUAAAGAUGUACACGGGCGGAGUGAGCUCAUUGGCUGAGCAGAUAGCCAAUCAGCUUCAAAGGAAAGAACAGCCUAAAACCCUUCUAGACAAGAAGGAACUGGGCUCCAUGAAGAAGGAGUUCCCACAGAACUUGGGAGGCAGCGAUACCUGCUACUUCUGCCGGAAGCGGGUCUACGUGAUGGAGCGGCUGAGCGCCGAGGGCAAGUUCUUCCACCGGAGUUGCUUCAAGUGCGAGUACUGUGCCACCACCCUGCGCCUCUCGGCCUACGCGUACGCCCUCGAGGACGGUAAAUUCUACUGCAAACCACACUACUGUUACCGGCUGUCCGGGCCUGUACAGAGGAAGAGACCAGCAGUGGCCCCUCUGUCUGGAAAGGAGGCCAGGGGACCCCUGCAGGACAGCCCCGCUGCAGACACCAACGGACAGCCCAGCACCAGUGCCAUCCCUGCCGAGAGAACUCCAGGCCCGAGCGUGAACGGCCUGGAGGAGCCCAGCGUCGCCAAGAGGCUGCGGGGCACCCCGGAGAGGAUUGAGCUGGAGAACUACCGCCUGUCGGCGCGGCAGGCGGAGGGGCUGGAGGAGGUGCCCGAGGAGACGCAGGCCGAGCACAACCUGAGCAGUGUGCUGGACACGGGCACGGAGGAGGACGCGGCCAGCAGCAGUUCUGAGUCCGAGAUGGAGGAGGAGGAACCGCCACUGCCCCCCUCGGACCUGGGCGGCGUUCCCUGGAAGGAGGCCGUGAGGAUCCACGCUCUUCUGAAAGGAAGGAGUGAAGAGGAGCUCGAGGCUUCCAGGAGCUUCGUGGCUGGGGAGGAGGACGAGGAGGACGCGGAGGACGCGGAGGACGAGGAGGACGAGGAGGACGAGUCUAGUGAAGGGCCCGACCUUCCCUCCGUUCGCCGUGCAGCAGUGCAGGCCUGGCUGGAGUCGGUCUCCGGAGUCCCGUUUGACGAGGAUGACCUGGAGGAAGACGUGGACUCGGAGCCAGCAGAGAUAGAAGGCGAGGCAGCGGAGAACGGGGACACGGGGGACACUGGCGCAGAGCUGGGUGAUGGUCAGCACUGGUCGGACGACGUGCCAUCAGAGACCGACACGGAGCUGCAGCAGGUGGCGGCGGGAGUGGGACUGGAGCUGCGGGUGUCUGAAGGCGAGGAGGAACCACCACCGGCCUCGGCCUCGGCAAGGCGCCCAGAGAGAGGUCGCUCCCAAGUCUCCAGCCCCAGCCGGUCCCCUGAGGAGCACUCGGUCCUGUCCUCCCCAGCCCACAGCCCCAGGGCACAGGGCGCCCGAGCCCCGCUCGCCUCUGUAGCUGCCACGAGGGGACUGCCCGCGGAGAGCCCUGUGCCAGAGCCAGAGCCAGAGCUCCCCCAUGGGGAGCCCACAGCCGGCACUCCCGUCCGAUCGCAGCCCGAAGCCAGGACGCCGCCCUCGCCUGCAAGCCCACAGCGCCGGUCCCCGCUGGCCCCCCUCCCCAUCUGCUCCCAGCCUCAGCCGUCCACCGAGGCCACCGUGCCGUCCCCCACCAUGUCCCCCAUCUGCUUCCAGCCUGUGCCGGCCAGGACCUCCACCCCCCUGGCCCCCCUCCCCGUGAAGAGCCAAGGGGUCACCAAGGACACACUGGGCAGCCCCCUCCCUGGGGACGAGGCCCUGAAACGCAGCGACCUGGUGGCAGAGUUCUGGAUGAAGAGCGCAGAGAUACGCCGCAGCCUGGGGCUCACGCCCGUGCGACGGGGCCCUGGACUCGAGCCUGGAUUCCAGCCCGCGCCCCUGCAGGCCUGUCCAGCUGAGAAGCUCCCCCAGGGCGAGGGACCCUGGCUUCUGAAACCCACACCUGUUCCUGGGAGGCUGGGGCCGCCCGCCGCUGGGGGGACCCAGCCCUCCCCGCCCACCCCAGGGUCCCCACCUGGCAGGGAGCCGAAGGGCGCCCGGGCGGAGCACAGAGACCUGUCCAGCAGCUCAGGGCUGGGCCUGCAGGGCAGCUCCUCCCGCACCAGGACGCCCGGCAGCCAGAGCUUCAGCACCUCCGACUCCACCAUGCUCACGCCCCCCUCUAGCCCUCCUCCCCCGCCUCCCGACGAGGAGCCCGCCACCCUUCACGGGAAGCCGGCCCUGGCAGGGCAGCUCGCAGCCUCGGAGCCCCGAGCACCGGCCGCGUGUGCGCGGAACCUGCGGGAGCCCGCCCGGCCGCCCCUGGAGGAGGCACCGAAGCCAUUUGUGGAGAGCGUGGACGAGAUCCCCUUCGCGGACGAUGUGGAGGACACGUAUGAUGACCGCACGGAGGACUCGAGUCUGCAGGAGCCCUUCUUCACGCCCCCCUCCCGCUGGCCCUGCCCCGAGCGGCCCCUGGCCCAGGAGAGCGGCCGGGGGCCCGAGAGUGGGGUCCCGCCGCAGAAGCGGGGGCUGCCGCUGGUCUCCGCCGAAGCCAAGGAGCUGGCGGCUGAGCGCAUGCGCGCCCGGGAGAAGUCGGUGCGGAGCCCGGCGCUGAGGGACGCCAUGGCCCGGCAGCUGAGCAGGAUGAAGGAGAUGGACACCGUGGCCACCGCCCCCAGGGCCCCCAGGACCCCGGCGCCCCGCAGAGCCACCGCCGUGCCCCCCAAGGGCCCCGAGGAGCCCACCCCAAUGCACAAGGCCACGAGUGAGGAGGUCCCGUCCCCUCCCUCGGACUCAGGGGGCCUGGACGGCUCGGUCACCUCGUCCGAGGGCUCCAGCGGGAAGAGCAAGAAGAGAUCGUCCCUCUUCUCUCCCCGAAGAAACAAGAAAGAGAAGAAGCCCAAGGGUGACGGCCGGCCCCCGGAGAGGCCCAGCCCCAGCGCCCUGGAGGAAGCAGCAGCCAAGCCCAGGUCCCUGUGGAAGUCCGUCUUCUCCGGGUACAGGAAGGACAAGAAGAAGAAGGGCGAUGGCAGGUCCCGCCCCAGCACCCCUUCCAGCGGGACCGCCGUGGACGCCGGCAAGCCAGGGGCGUCUCCUGUCACGAGAGCAGAACUGCGGCCCCGGCACCAGCUGAGCUGCUCGGAGGACUCGGACAUCUCCAGCGACGAUGUCCUGGAGCGGACCUCCCAGAAGUCCAGGAGAGAGCCGAGGACUUACACGGAGGAGGAGCUGAACACCAAGCUGACCCGGCGCGUGCAGAAAGCAGCUCGGAGGCAGGCCAAGCAGGAGGAGCUGAAGCGGCUGCACCGCGCCCAGAUCAUCCAGCGUCAGCUGGAGCAGGUGGAGGAGAAGCAGCGCCAGCUGGAGGAGAGGGGCGUUGCCGUGGAGAAGGCGCUGCGAGGGGAAGCAGACUAUUGGGGAGAGUCUUAUUACACUGACCUCAUCGACUUGCGUCUGGGUGGACCCAUUAAAGGACAGAGGCAGCGUCCUGCCUGCCCAGCCACCAGUCUUGCUGCACUAGACCAAGGCAUGGGGAAGAAGGACGACCCCGGGCUGAUGCAGGAGUGGUUCCGGCUGGUGCAGGAGAAGAACGCCGUGGUGCGCUACGAGUCGGAGCUCAUGAUCUUCGCCCGGGAGCUGGAGCUGGAGGACCGGCAGAGCCGGCUGCAGCAGGAGCUCCGCGAGCGGAUGGCCAUGGAAGAUCACCUGAAGACGGAGGAGGAGCUGUCGGAGGAGAAGAGGAUCCUGAACGAGAUGCUGGAGGUGGUGGAGCAGAGAGAUGCCCUGGUGGCCCUGCUGGAGGAGCAGCGGCUCCGGGAGAAGGAGGAGGACAAGGACCUGGAGGCAGCCAUGCUGUCCAAGGGCUUCAGCCUGAACUGGUCCUGAGCGCCGCCCGGCCCUGGCUGGUCUGUGCAUCCGUCUGACCCGGGCUGGCUGCUCCCAGACCACCCAGAUCCGAGGUCUAAGUGGGCCUGGCGCCUCCUGGGAGUUUGCACUCAGACCUCCUCGUGGCUCUGAGAAUCAGUCAAGCGCCAAGCUGUGGGAGCCCCAGUGAAGACGGCGGUCCAGUAGCUCAGCCUCCUCGAAGAGGCCUCCCUGCCCUCCUGCUGCGGAGAUGGAGGAACGUGGAUCCUGGGGGGACGCCUGGUCGGAGGGACACAGCUCCUCCCCUAUCCCCAGGCCCAGGGGGCCAGCGCAGACUUCAUCUUGGGCUGAGGAGGCCUGCCCCACGGGCCCAGUGCCACACUCCAGGCCUCUCCUGGCUGUGGCCUGAGGCCUGAGGCUGCUGCAUUUGCUUUUAAUUCACAACACUGGAAGAUACUGAUUUCAGGGUCGGGCGGAGACCCUCUUCUGGCCCCGCCACAGGCCGGCCUCCUUGUCACGGGCUCCUCGUGGCGGGCGGGAGGCCGUCCCCCUCGCCUCGUUCCUGGGUUUGCCCCGAACGAAGCUGACAGCCUGGGAGACGUGGCCUCUUUGUCAAUUAACUUAUUUUUUUAAUACUUGAAAAGAAGCAACUUCACUUUUAUAUCUUUACCAGGACACUGAUUGCCUGGCACCUGGGUAGGGGUGUGGAGGUGGGUCCCAGCUGACCACGCUGUCACUCCAUUCAUUACUCUUUCAUCGUGGGGCUGACCUGAGCCCUCAGGUCAGCAAGACCCCCGUGUGGGCCCUGGCGUGCAGCGCCCGUCCUCCUGUGCCCGGCCCUGGGCGUCCGUGUCUACACCGCUUGCUUGUCAAGGAUGCGUUUGAGCUGCUGGAGGCCACGCCAUGAGGCACAGAUGCCUCUUGGCCUCCCUGUUGGAAUCCUAGCUCUGCAGAACCCAUUUUUACUCCGUUUUGGUGCCGAGAUCUCACCUCCCACAGCACGUUUAUUAAAGAAAGUUUUAGGCCGGCUGCACCAGCGUGUGGGACCCUGCUCAGCGAGGUCCAGACCCAGCCAGCUGGAGCUGCAGUGACGGCACACUGGGGGACUCCAGUUGGGGUCACACACACACACACACACACACAAGCUCCGGCCCAGCUCCAGCCCAGCGCCUCUUCGUGGGGAGGCACUGGACGGGAAGCACUGUGGAGCCAGCUCGUGCCGUGGCUCAGCCAGAGGCCGGCAGUGUCCAGCCUGCAGAGCCACUGUUAGACUCUGCAGGGGCCGUGCUCAUCCACAGAGGAGUGAGGGCAGCGCCAGGCGAGUCCCGGAGGCCCUCCAGCCGACUCCUGGUGGAGCGGGACCACGUGCAGGGAGGAGAGGCCUCAGAGCAGGACAAGCCCACGCCGACCUUGGGACGUCCUUGGGGAACCACAUCGUGCCUCAACUUGAACAGAGUCAUUCUCACUGCAAAGGAGCAGAGAACUGUCUUCUUAUUCGGUCUGUCCCAAAGCUGCCGUCGAAUCCAGGGCACGCGCUGCUCCAGCCCUCGCGGCUCUGACCUUCACCUCUUGCUUGAUGAGGUAGAGCCUCCAUUUCUAUUCUCCUUUCUUAAAAGGGGGAGCGGAGGGUGUUCUAGAUCCCAUCCUUAAAUCCCAGCCUUCCAAUAAAAUUGGGCUUGGGACGGGAUUCAUCGCCUGUGUGGCCUUUGCCUACCCUUCCCACCCCCCAGCCUGGUGCACGGCAACUGCCAGGCCCGUCCCUCGAGCUUCUGCCCACCCAGGACGAGGACAAGUUUACAGAGUGGCCAGGAGGGACACGACACGUGCCCCUGCGGAAGCACACUGCGCCUGCAGGAGCGAGGACGGCCUGGAGGCUGCAGAGAAGCUCGGAAGUGCUCCCCCACUCCCUCCCGCAGGGCUGCGCCUUCAGGUUCUAGUGGAGCACUUCUUCUGAACGCUCCCGUGUUGUAACCACUAGUUUGCAGGUUGUUGUAGUGCCCUGCUGACGGACUGCGUGCAGUGUUUCCCAACUCUGGAAAUGCACUCAGCUCCUGUCAAGUCCCCUUGAAGGCUGGGCAGCAGGAAAUCUCUCUCUCUGAAAUGCCACGGCGUGAGCAAGCCCAAGCCCAAGGCCCGUGCAGGGACAACCGGCUUCAGCUCCAGCAGAGGCAAGGCGGCGGCGCACCUCGCCUCAGUCUGAGGUCACCAGCGGCUCCACCUGGGGGUCCAGUCCUGCUCAGAUGGUGUCUUCUGGCCUUUGCCCCGGGAGCUGUCCUCCAGCUGCUCUGACCAGCAAUGAUAGACUAUCCUCUAUCUUUUCAAAGAGCAGAAUUUUUUCAGUGGGGCAGAAAGUGGAGAGAGUUUAAAGAAAACAAUUUUAAAGGUGGUAACAACUGAUCUACAAAGGGGAAUGGGCCAUUUUAUGCGCAAUAAAAGUUUGUAAAACAA
Mesoplodon densirostris (Blainville's beaked whale) is the source of this 9270-nucleotide messenger RNA. It is a transcript of the gene MICAL3, whose product is annotated as microtubule associated monooxygenase, calponin and LIM domain containing 3. The transcript has 41 exons. Gene Ontology annotation, molecular function: FAD binding; protein binding. Bases 490 to 6843 code for a protein of 2117 amino acids. NCBI's taxonomy places the organism in Eukaryota, Metazoa, Chordata, Mammalia, Artiodactyla, Ziphiidae. The record is from RefSeq and is a predicted model, not a curated record.